AAUUAAUAAAUAAGGGGGGGGGGAAGGUUCAGAUUACAAAUAGUCCAUCUCUACCGUACAGUUAACACUGGCGAUCAAGUAAGAAAGCAAAACGAAAAAGGGAUUUAACGAGAGUACUCUCCUUUGACCUUCUAGAAAGUUCUCGAGCAUUCUAGAAGCUUCAGGUUGAUGUGGAAGUCAAGGACUUCCGGUUCAUCCCUUAUAUAAAGGAACACCUUUCUAAAUUCGCGCCUCUCAUAUCUGUUCAUUCUUCAACAUGCAUUGAGUCACGCCAUUCGCUUACACACCAGCUCGCGCGUAUGCUCGCAUCCUUUUGCUUUGGGAUAUGUGGUUGCAAAAGAAUGUAUUCAUGCGAUGUUACAAGCUUUCCUUCAAUUUACCUUAUGUGUUAACGCAUUACCUCCAGUAAUAAAUAUGCUAUGACUUAUUACCAACGUCUCGCAAAUUCUGAUUUUCUUGUCAUUACGUACAAGAUGGUGAGCCCCUCUUUCUCUCAUGUUUAUUAAAUUAUAGGAUGUCACUUAAUUGACAUCACUAUAUAUGGAUAUAUGUACUUGGAAAUGGCUGCGUCGCAUUCAAUUAAAUCGUAAUAAAUAAUACAUGGGUAUAUAUGAUAGAGAGACAGAAAACGGUGAAAGAGGGGUGACGCUUCCAUUUCCCUAGUAAGUAUGUGUGAGUGUGUGAUGCCCAUAUAUAUCAAUUAAAACUUUAUCGUUACACACACACACACACACACACACACACACAUAUAUAUAUAUAUUGGAAGGUUUGGAGAUGAUGUACAGAAAUUAUAUCGAUCGCUUAAAAAAAGCAUUCCUCGAAGAGGACUUACUUUCGGUUCCUACCGUUCCUCAAACGGAUUCAACAACUUCAGCUUCACCCAUCGCAAACACCUCAGAUUCUACACAACCCCGGUACACCAAAUCGGGAAGAACAGUUCGAUGGCGCGCAAGAUUUGUUCAAGUCUUUCGAGAAAAUGAAAUCAACAAAAUUGAAGCUGAAAUUGCAGCAUUGAAGGAGGGAGAGGUCACUGCAGGUGGAAGCAUGGCAUUACCACCAGAAGUAGAAGCACUUAAGUCAGAAAAUGUCAAACUUCAAUACCAACUUGACCAUUUGAAAAGUAGUUUUGCCAAGGAGCAGAUGAAAGAAAACAACCACAUGAUAUGUCUAAAUGUUCUCAUGGAGCAGAUCUUUGCCCUUGCCAUUCAAGAUGCUUAUCCCGAUCUGGGUUCAGAAGCCCCUGUCAUGCUCACUCCUACCAAUAAACCCAACUUUGGGGAUUACCAAUGCAACAGUGCCAUGAGUAUUUGCCAGCUGCUGAAGACUAAAGGUGUGAAGGUUAAUCCAAGGGAAGUGGCCCAAAAAAUCUUGAAGCAUCUCCAGACAACAGAAUAUAUCGAGAAGACGGACAUUGCUGGCCCAGGAUUCAUCAACAUCUUCUUGGCUAAGAAUUAUGUAUCCAAGCAGAUCAGCAAACUUUUAAAGAAUGGAGUCCAGCCACCUUAUAUUGCCAAAAAGUGUCAUGUUGUCAUUGACUUCUCAUCUCCAAAUAUUGCCAAGGAAAUGCAUGUCGGACAUCUCAGGUCUACGAUCAUCGGUGAUGCCAUUGCUACAUUGUUGGAAUGGGUUGGUCACGAUGUCCUACGUUUGAACCAUCUCGGUGACUGGGGCACCCAGUUUGGUAUGCUCAUCGUCCAUCUCCAAGACAAAUUCCCAUCAUUUGAAAAAGAUUCACCACCAAUUUCUGACCUGCAAGCAUUCUACAAGGAAUCUAAAGUGAGGUUUGAUAAAGAACCUGAAUUUAAAAAACGUGCUUAUGAGGCUGUUGUGAAGCUGCAGAGUUAUGACCCGCAUCAUCUUGAAGCAUGGAAGAAAAUCUGUGUCGUUUCUCGCCAAGAAUUUGAGAAAAUCUACUCAGCCCUCAACAUUAAAAUUUUGGACCGUGGAGAAUCUUUCUACCAAGAUAGAAUGGUAAAGCUGGUCUCUGACUUGCAGUCUUCAGAUAAACUUGUGUCUGAAGACGGCAUGAAAGUGAUUUUUACUCCGAAUCAGAAGGUCCCAUUGAUUAUAGUGAAAUCUGAUGGUGGUUUUACCUAUGACACUUCCGACUUAACUGCCAUUAAACAGAGAUUGUUUGAGGAGAAAGGCACUUGGUUGAUUUAUGUCACUGAUGCUGGACAGUCUACUCACUUUUCCACACUCUUUGAAGCAGCUGAGAUGCUGGGAUGGUAUGACAAAUCUGUGGUUCGUUGUCAACAUGUUGGUUUUGGUGUUGUCCUUGGUGAAGACAAGAAGAAAUUCAAGACCAGAUCUGGAGACACGAUACGUCUACUGGACUUACUCAAGGAGGGAGUCCAUCGUGCUGAGUUGAAACUGAAAGAGAAGGGACGUGAUGAGGUCUUAACUCCAGAGGAACUUGAACAAGCAAAGAAGUCCAUUGCCUAUGGCUGUAUCAAGUAUGCAGAUUUAUCUAAAAACUGUACCCAUGACUACGUCUUCUCUUUUGAUCGGAACUAUGUUAUCCAGUUUCUUCCUCGUUUUCGGGCUGCAACAUAUGAAUUUAAGAUAUAUUUUCGUAAUGUUAUUCCUUUGUUGCCCUGCAGGUCAAUUGCUCGUCUAGCCCAAGUUUCCAAAGAGACACUGCAGAAGGAAGCACUCACCUGUUCCAUCGAUUUGAGCCACGAGAAGGAAUGGAAGCUGGCCAAGUGCAUUAUGCGUUUUGCCGAUGUGAUCCAGAAAGUGUUGGGUGACCUCCUCCUCCACUCUGUCUGUGACUAUGUUUAUGAAUUGGCAACAGUCUUCACAGAAUUCUAUGACCAAUGCUACUGUAUCGAGAAAGAUCGCAAUACAGGUGAGAUCAUUAAAGUAAACAUGAGCCGUUUGCUGCUUUGUGAAGCAACAGCCAAUGUCAUUGGUACUAUCUUCUUCAUCCUUGGUAUCCAACCUGUCAACAAAAUGUAGAUGUAAUGGUGACGACCAAAUUAUUUUAUCCUCCAUUUACAUAUAUAUAUAUAUGAUUUUUAUGAAUAAGCUGGAUAAUUUCCAAAUAAUUUCUUUGUGGGGAAAAUAAAUAUAUAUUUACCAG
Octopus bimaculoides (California two-spot octopus) is the source of this 3085-nucleotide messenger RNA. Its product is annotated as arginine--tRNA ligase, cytoplasmic. NCBI's taxonomy places the organism in Eukaryota, Metazoa, Mollusca, Cephalopoda, Octopoda, Octopodidae. Gene Ontology annotation, molecular function: ATP binding; arginine-tRNA ligase activity. Gene Ontology annotation, biological process: arginyl-tRNA aminoacylation. Gene Ontology annotation, cellular component: cytoplasm. The record is from RefSeq and is a predicted model, not a curated record.